ACGCAGCUGGUUGUGCCUCCUCGCUCUGCAGCGGAACCUCAAUAUCCGAGAGUUAGUCAGUCCAAAGUUCCUCGAGAUUUCGAGACCAAAUUUCACAUCUUUUCAAGUGUACGGUGUGUACGAGUACGGAGAACAGUGUACGCUUACGUGCUUACGUGUUUAUGUGUCGGUGCACGUGUAUGUGGUCGCGAUUUUUUUGUCCAAGAGACUCGAACUGUAAAUUCGUCAGCUGGCGUCAAUAAGAUGUUGGAGUUCUAUCCAAUGCCCACGAAUCUGAAUCCAGUCGGUGGCGGCCUGUACUCGUUACAACAGAAUCACGGUGGCGCGCGGUUCCUGGACAGUCCGAAUCCCAGUGUCAUGACCAGUGCCACAGCCGCCUGUCUGGCCGGAAGCAGCAACACGAGUAUUAACAACAACAACAACAACAAUAACAACAAUGUACACAUUAGCAACAACAAUUUGCCAACAAGCAUUUCCGGCAACAACAGCCCGACAGCAACGGCUUCAUUAACGGGCCCCGUAAUUUCCGCACAGCACCAACACCAACAACAUCAGCAACAGCAACACCCACACCAUCCCCACCAUCAGCAGCAUCCACACCAACAGCAACACGCAGCCUCGACGACGCCAGUGCCAAUUAACAGCUGCCCUACGCCCACAGGACACAGCCCCAACAACAGCAACAACUCCGCCUGCAACACAUUAACAGCUGCUGCUGCUGCUGCUUCUGCUUCUUCUGCGGCAGCGCCACCAGCAACAGCUCCCUCAGUCGCCUCCUCGUCAUUAGGCGGAGCAGCCACGUCUGCUUCUGCUGUUUCUGCUGCUGCGUCUGCGACCUCGACGACGGCAUCGGGACUGGCAUCCGCAGGAGGAGCGUCAACGGCGUUAGCGCCGGCGGCAGCAUCGAAAUUGUCUGCCGAUUGUAGUGGACGCACAGAAGUGGGCCACAUCAAAUGCGAGAAGAACUUCGAGCUGUGCGAGGGCUGUGGCCAGAAGAUCCACGACCGCUAUCUGAUGAAUGUGGGCGAGGCCAACUGGCACGAGCAGUGCCUGGCCUGCUGCUACUGCGGCAUGCAGCUCCACAACACCUGCUACGUGCGUAACUCCAAGCUAUACUGCAAGAUGGACUACGACCGCUUGUUCGGUGUCAAGUGCGCCUCCUGCUGCCAUGCGAUCCUGCCGCAGGAGCUGGUGAUGCGGCCCAUCCCCAACUUCGUCUUCCACCUGCCCUGCUUCGUCUGCUACGCCUGCCGACUGCCCCUUCAGAAGGGCGAGCAGUUCAUGCUGCGCGAUGGCCAGCUGUUCUGCUACCGCCACGACCUGGAAAAGGAGAUGUUUCUGGCCGCGGCAGCUGCCCAGCACUGCGGCUUCGUGGGACUGGACGAGGAGGAUCUGCUGCGGCCACGGGACGGACGGCGGGGUCCGAAGCGACCACGCACCAUUCUCACUUCGCAGCAGCGGAAGCAGUUCAAGGCCUCCUUCGAUCAGUCGCCCAAGCCCUGCCGCAAGGUGCGCGAGGCCCUUGCCAAAGACACCGGACUAUCGGUGCGAGUGGUUCAGGUGUGGUUUCAGAACCAGCGAGCCAAAAUGAAGAAGAUACAGCGCAAGGCCAAGCAGAAUGGUGGCAGCUCGGGCGGAUCUGGAGGCGGCCGUGGCACAGGCAACUCUAGCGCUGCCGAUGACAAGGAGCCCAAUGAGAAGGAGGACAAGUGUGUCAAGCAGGAGAUGGGCGGCGAUAGCUCGGGCUAUCUGGGGGGUCUGGACAACGCCUUUGCCAGCCAGCCACUGAAUCCCAACUUGCCCUUCUCUCCGGACGAUUACCCGGCAAACUCGAACGACAGCUUUUGCAGCUCGGACCUGUCGCUGGACGGCAGCAAUUUUGACCAGUUGGACGACGACACAGAUUCGCUGUCGCUGAACAACCUGGAGCUGCAGUCCACCAGCUCAUCCGGCAACCAGCACUCGCACUCGAAUCCCCACGACAUGUUGGCCAACCUGAACACCAGCCUGAUUAACCCGAUCGACAAGCUAUAUCUCAUGCAGAACUCGUACUUCAGCUCGGAGCAUUAGGCACGCGUAUCAGUGAAGGCAGCUACAAAAAAACAACGUGGCGAGGAUUCGCCGUCGUACGAAUUUAUUAGCGUUAGUGUUAUAGGCUCCAAUUGCUCGGCAGUGUGGUACGCCCCUCCCUUAAGCCCCAUGGCCAAGGUCACAGCCACCCACAGCCACACAGAAGUGCAGCCGUUAGUUUAUAAAGAGCACAUAGCAGGCAUUUCGGAGACAGACGGCUGGCAGCUGCGGCAUUAGGUUCGAGUUGUAGAACAAGAUAAAUGAAAUGUGAUUUUUUAAGCUAAAUGAAAUUUUAAGGUUCUCGCGGUCUCUGUCUGUAACACACCACAGCGAGAGGAGGCGGCAGCACGUUUUGUUGCAGGUCUUGAGGAUGUGAAAGCAGUCGCGUUAUUGCAUUACUACAUAAAUACAUUUGUAUGUAUGUAAGUAUAUGUACGAUAUGUAGAACACCCGAAAGGUAAACGGUCAAUGUGCACCUUAUGUUUGUAAAUAGUUUUAAACCGGACAAUUGUUAUUAAAUGUAAUUUAAAGUCAAUAGUUGUAUUAGCAAGUGCAAUUUAAUCUGUUCCCCUAAAAUAUACAUCUUAACCGAACCCCCUGUA
Molecule: messenger RNA, 2672 nt
Organism: Drosophila guanche
Lineage: Eukaryota; Metazoa; Arthropoda; Insecta; Diptera; Drosophilidae
Gene: Lmx1a
Product: LIM homeobox transcription factor 1-beta
Exons: 3
Coding region: 244-2070 (608 amino acids)
Biological process (GO): neuron differentiation; regulation of transcription by RNA polymerase II
Cellular component (GO): nucleus
Molecular function (GO): RNA polymerase II transcription regulatory region sequence-specific DNA binding; DNA-binding transcription factor activity, RNA polymerase II-specific
Source: RefSeq, a predicted model, not a curated record